AUGGUCGUAUACCUCGACGAUGGAGACGGAGUACACAGCAUCCGCGUCCUUGUCCGUCACCCCCGCAUCCCAGCCACCACUCCCACCUUCCACCAAAUCGCCUCCGAACUCGGCAUCUCCCCCGUCCAUCUCUCCCUCCGCCAACGCGACAAGGUCGACGAAGUCCUCGCUCGCAGGGUCAAAAUGGCAAAAGAGAUGAAGGAGUGGAAAAGGGCGGAUGUGAUGGUGGGGGAUACUGUGAGGGUGGUCGGGGCGUUGGAGGAGAUGCGGUGGAAGGAUGGGACGGUGAGGCAGGUUCUUGUUUCGGAUAAUGGCGGGAGUAUACAAGUAGUACCUCCCGAAGAGCAACUACACCACGCCGAGCUCGUCGAGCAACUACACCGUGAAUUAUACAACCGCCCCUUCGCCAUCCCCCAAAUUACAUCAGCCAGACCCAUCGCUAGAGGCAAGAUCGCUCGAUCCAAGACUUCUCUACCCAGCAAGAGGCCGAAUGAGGAGGAUGAAGAGGGCCAACAUCCAGCUAGCGAUAUAACCAUCUGCACACUCUCCGGUUCCCCAACCAAAUCCAUCUCCCAAAACCUCACCCCUCCCCGCCCCCGCCUCCGCCACCCCUCCAAACUCCCUCCCUCCGCCCUCACCCGCCCCACAUUCCGCCGCUACCUAAUCCACCACCUCUCCUCCUCAAUUGAAGAUGCCCUCUCCACCAUCAUCCGUGAAGGCGGGGUUGAACGGUGUCGGAACGCGUUGGGGCGGUACUUUCCGGCUUAUUUGAAAUAUGUUAAGCGGCGGGAUGGACCAGGAGGAGGGGGAGGGGGGAGUAGAGCGCCUUUAACGGCGAAACAAGCUAUUGGCCCUCUUACGCCUCUGUUCGAGCAAGACAUCCUGUCGAUCCCUAUCCUCCAUAUCCUAGCGCGGCGGAUCAUACUCCAAGAAGCUCUUGAUGCAGAACGCGAGAGGAAGGGAAGGAUCAAAAGCGGGUUGGAGAAGAAGGAUGAUCGGGCGAUAUACGAAGCGAGACGAAAGCUGCGCAAAGCCAACGAAAAAGUCAUUGCCCGGGCCAAGGCCGGAAACCCCGUGGAAGGAGAGGAACAAGUCCAAAACGCAACAUGGCUAUCCGAACCCCAAAUCACAACUGCCACCACCUCCCUCCUCACCUACACCCUCCGCACAGCCGCUUCCUCCGGCGAGCUCAUCCCCACCCGCCUCUCCUCCCUCCUAACCACCUCCGACUCGCCUUAUGGUUAUCUCUCCCUCCCUCCCCAAUUACUCCUCCCUUUAUUGGUGCCGUUGAUAGAGAAACAUAGCGGGUGGGGCUUGUGGGGCUCGAGAGUUGGAGGAGGGGUGACGGUACAGCAGUUGGUCAGAGAGUUGCAGGGGUGGGAAGAAGAUGGACGGUGGGAGAAGGUUUCGGAGGGGGUUGUUGAGGGGGCGUUGGAGUGGGGGGAGGAGGAGGAGUUUGUGGAAAGGCAGGGUGGGGGGUGGGUUCUGGCGCAGGGGUAUAAUUGGGUUUGA
Messenger RNA from Cryptococcus wingfieldii CBS 7118, 1512 nucleotides. RefSeq lists its product as hypothetical. The transcript has 4 exons. NCBI's taxonomy places the organism in Eukaryota, Fungi, Basidiomycota, Tremellomycetes, Tremellales, Cryptococcaceae. The record is from RefSeq and is a predicted model, not a curated record. Bases 1 to 1512 code for a protein of 503 amino acids.